This is a messenger RNA of Kluyveromyces lactis, 2637 nucleotides long. RefSeq names its product RNA-binding ribosome biosynthesis protein MRD1 (gene MRD1). The coding region runs from base 1 to 2637 and encodes 878 amino acids. The record is from RefSeq and is a predicted model, not a curated record. The transcript has a single exon. Gene Ontology annotation, molecular function: RNA binding. Lineage: Eukaryota; Fungi; Ascomycota; Saccharomycetes; Saccharomycetales; Saccharomycetaceae.
AUGUCUCGUGUUAUUGUGAAAGGUUUGCCGAUAUAUCUCAAAGAGGAUCGUCUAAGGGAUUUGAUUGAGAAGAGGUUAACUCAGAAACAUCAAAGUACCGAUGUCCAGUCCUACCUCAGUGAUGUUAAGUUGAUGAAGAACAGGGAUGGUGAAUCCAGACGAUUUGCAUUCAUUGGGUUUCGUGACGAGGAGGACGCUUUUGAUUGUGUGAACUAUUUCAAUGGAACUUUUGUCGAUACCUCCAAGAUCGAAGUGUCGAUGGCUAAGAGUUUUGCUGAUCCUAGGGUACCUCAGCCCAUGAGAGAGAAGAGAAGAGAAGCGUUGAAGAGGCUCAGAGAACGUGAGGAGUUGCUUCUUGCGGAUAAGAAGGACUCUCAGAAAAAGCAGAAAUCAGACUCCAAUAAUGACGGUGGGAAGAAGCACGAUAUAGAUGCUGAGAUAGCCAAGAACAAGCAACUACAAGAGUUCAUUAACACGAUGAAACCCUCCAGCCAGGUAACAUCGUGGGAGACUGUUCAGUCAUCCAAGACUCAGGGUGAGGAUGAAGAAGCUGCUGAUGAUGAAGUUGGUGAAAUGUCCUCUAAUCCGUUGCUUUCGCAAGCCUUGGCUUUGAAGGGUAAUUCUCGCGAUGCCGAUGAGGAUACCGACAUGUUCAAGUUACCUGGAAAUGAAAGUGAUGAUGAGUAUGUUUCUCUCAAUGGUGGCUCGAAUAAUGCUAAUACUGAUGAACCUGAACCACAAAUGAUGAGCUUGGAUACGUUUGAUACUGCUGGUCCUACUUCCACGGACGAUAUGGCCAAAGAUGAAGCGGUAUCAGAUUUGGACUGGUUGAAAAACCGUAGAGUCAGAAUUAAAGAUGGUGCGGAUACACCAGUAUCGAAACAGCAGCAACAACCCGAUACAGAACAACAGCAACCUGAGGAAACUGAAGUUGAAACCAGUCAAGAGUCAGAAGAAGAGAAAUCAUUGAAAAAGAUCAGAGAAACGGGCCGUUUGUUCUUGAGAAAUAUCUUAUACACAGCAACUGAAGACGAUUUCAGGAAACUUUUCUCUCCGUACGGUGAAUUGGAAGAGGUUCACAUAGCAGUUGAUACCAGAACAGGGCAAUCAAAGGGUUUCGCAUACGUCUUGUUCAAGAACGCAGACAAUGCGGCCACUGCGUUCGUUGAACUCGAUAAACAGAUCUUCCAAGGGAGAUUAUUGCAUAUCCUUCCAGCAGAUGCUAAGAAGAGUCAUAAAUUAGAUGAAUUUGAUUUAAAGAACUUGCCUUUGAAGAAGCAAAGGGAACUUAAACGUAAGGCCAACAGUGCUCAACAGACUUUCUCAUGGAAUUCGUUAUACAUGAACCAAGAUGCUGUGCUCAGCAGUGUUGCCGACAAAUUAGGAAUGAAGAAAUCCGAGUUGAUCGAUGCUGAAAACUCAUCCUCUGCUGUGAAACAGGCGUUGGCUGAAGCCUCUGUAAUUGGUGAUGUGCGGAAGUUUUUCGAAACAAGAGGUGUUGAUUUGACUAAGUUUGCUCAGUUAAAGAAUAGUGAACGUGAUGAUAGAGUGAUACUAGUUAAGAAUUUCCCAUACGGUACUACCAGAGAAGAGAUAGCAGAAUUGUUCUUGCCUUUUGGUAAGUUGCAAAGACUUUUGCUACCACCAAGUGGCACAAUUGCCAUACUUCAAUUCAGAGAUGUUCCUGCAGCUAGAGCAGCAUUCAGUAAAAUUUCAUACAAAAGAUUCAAAGAUGGGAUCAUCUAUCUUGAAAAGGGUCCUUCUGAUUGUUUCACUAGAGAUGCACAAGGUGAUGAACUAGUUGAGUCUGAAACCGAUAUCCAGAAAGCUACGGCCAAGGAAGCUAAAAUUUCAGGAGCUGAUCUUCUUGAAGCACAAUCUCUGCCAGCAGCUGAUAAAGAUGAUCACGAUGAUGAUGAUGAUGAUGAUGACGUUCAAGCAGGACCUACUGUAUCCAUUUUCAUUAAGAACUUGAAUUUCUCUACCACUUCUCAACAGUUGACUGAAAAGUUCAAACCGUUUAACGGGUUUGUUGUUGCUCAAGUGAAGACCAAGCCAGAUCCAAAGCAGCCAGGCAAGACUCUCUCGAUGGGUUUUGGUUUCGCUGAAUUUAAGACAAAAGAACAAGCCAAUGCCGUCAUAAGUGCCAUGGAAGGUACUAUCCUUGAUGGCCAUAAAUUACAACUAAAACUAUCGCACAGACAAGGUACUUCGACCACCAAUGCAUCAUCUAAGAAAAAGAAGAAGAACCAAGGUAAAAUUAUUGUUAAGAAUUUACCAUUCGAAGCUACAAGAAAGGAUGUUUUCGAAUUGUUCAGUUCUUUUGGCCAAUUGAAAUCUGUAAGAGUUCCAAAGAAGUUCGACAAAUCAGCUAGAGGUUUUGCCUUUGUUGAGUUCCUCUUGCCAAAGGAAGCUGAGAAUGCCAUGGAUCAAUUACAAGGUGUCCAUUUGCUAGGUCGUAGACUUGUCAUGGAGUUUGUUGAACAGGAUCCAGAAGAUGUUGAACAGCAAAUUGAAAAGAUGACUAGAAAAGUGAAGAAGCAAGUGAAUACCACUAAGAUCGCCAACAUGAGAAAUUCUGGUAAACGAAAGAUAGAUCUUGAUGAAGAUGACGAAAAUGACGGUCUUCAGGGAUAA